GGAAUGGGGCUGGAAGAUAUUUGAGGCUUUUGAAAAAUACGCUAAACACGAAACAGGAGGAUACACAUCGCUCGAUGACGUUACUACUAUACCACCCGGCAGACGAGACAAAAUGGAGACAUUUUGGUUGGCCGAGACGCUUAAAUAUCUGUACCUUUUAUUUGGUGAUACGGACGUGUUACCAUUGGAUAAAUAUGUAUUUAACACGGAAGCACAUCCUCUACCUAUAUUCAUGCCGUCUGAAGAGGUCCGAGGAGCUGGAUGGAGCAGAAGUUAA
Messenger RNA from Paraglomus occultum, 277 nucleotides. The record is from the annotation of a GenBank genome assembly. NCBI's taxonomy places the organism in Eukaryota, Fungi, Glomeromycota, Glomeromycetes, Paraglomerales, Paraglomeraceae.